Molecule: messenger RNA, 4954 nt
Organism: Osmerus eperlanus (European smelt)
Lineage: Eukaryota; Metazoa; Chordata; Actinopteri; Osmeriformes; Osmeridae
Product: mucin-like protein
Exons: 16
Coding region: 131-4954 (1607 amino acids)
Biological process (GO): cell-matrix adhesion
Molecular function (GO): calcium ion binding
Source: RefSeq, a predicted model, not a curated record
AGGACAGCUGGAACCUUCACACAGCGGGACAGCGAGACAGGAAGAGAAGGAUCUGGAGACAGACACAGUGAGGAACCCUCACCCCCAGCCCCAAUGAAAGCCCCCUAGACCUCAGAGAAGACUGGGAAAUAUGCGGUUACCACUGCUAUGGCUGGGGUGUUUGUGUGCAGUGCUGGGACAUGGCUCUGCAUUUACGGACCCCCUUGAAUGUGCGUCGCGUGGCAGCCCCUGUCACGUCAACGCAGACUGCCACAAGAUCAAGGACAACACCUUCAUGUGCGUGUGCCGCAUCGGCUACAAUGGCGACGGGCUGCAGUGCACAGACAUCGACGAGUGCGCCAUGGGUCUGCACGGCUGCCACGGCAACGCCCGCUGCAACAACACGCUGGGGAGCUACAGCUGCGUCUGCGUGGAGGGCUACCACGGAGACGGCGUCAAGUGUCAGGACAUCAACGAGUGCCAGACGGAGAACGGGGGCUGCCACGGCAACGCCGUCUGCACCAACCGGGAUGGCGGGCGCAGCUGCCAGUGCAGAGGAGGCUUCACGGGGAACGGUUUCCAGUGUGCCGACAUAGAUGAGUGCACACAGCGGGGCAUAUGCCACUGGAACGCCACCUGUGCCAACAACCCUGGCUCCUAUGUGUGCACCUGCAACAACGGCUACAAAGGCAACGGGAACUACCUGUGUCUGGACAUAGACGAGUGUUCGGAGACUCCCGGGGUGUGUUCAGCCUCGCUUGGCUACAGGGGCUGUAAGAACCUUCCGGGCAGCUACCACUGCAUCUGCAGCAGUGGUUACCAGAGCAACGGACAGACGUGUCAGGACAUUGACGAGUGUGCGGACAACACCUGCAGCCUGUUUGCAAGCUGUGUGAACACCGUCGGCUCCUUCCAGUGUACCUGUUCUCCUGGAUUCCUAGGGAACGGACAGACCUGUGUUGAUGUUAACGAGUGUAACAGGCAGGAUGCUUGUCACCCCAACGCGGUGUGUAUCAACUUGUUAGGCAGCUAUGAGUGCUCGUGUCGAGGCGGUUUCCUCGGAAAUGGGAGGACCUGCACGGACAUCAACGAGUGCCUCGCGCCCGCCAUCUGCCCGGCGUCCGCCGAGUGCGUGAACACGGGCGGAUCGUACUACUGCGACUGUGGCACGGGAUACGUCUUCAACGCCUCCGAGUGCAUCGACCUGGACGAGUGUGCCGUCGGCCGCUGCAGUCCGUACGCCGCCUGCGCCAACUUCCCGGGCUCCUUCUCCUGCGAGUGCCGCCCGGGGUACACAGGCAACGGCAUCAACUGCGCGGACGUGGACGAAUGCUCCUUGGCGCAGCAGUGCCACUCCAAUGCCCUCUGCCUCAACCUGCCUGGCACGUACAACUGCAGCUGCCAGCGGGGCUACAGUGGAGACGGCAUGACGCAGUGCAGCGACGUGAACGAGUGUUUUGCGGACAACGGCGGCUGCAGGAACGGAGCCACCUGCGCUAACAGCAGGGGCUCCUUCUCCUGUCUCUGUCCGGCAGGCUUCACCUUGAUCAACCGGACCACGUGCCGAGACGUCAACGAGUGCGAGCAGAUGCAGAACCCCUGCAGGGUGAACGAGAUGUGCGUCAACACGGAGGGGGCGUUCCAGUGCCUGUGCAAGGUCGGCUUUGCCCGGCCCACGCCGACCAUGGACUGCGCGGAUGUGGACGAGUGCAAGGCGGGCAAGCCGUGCCACGUCAACGCCACCUGUCUGAACGUGGUCGGCUCGCACGUGUGCACGUGCAAGCUGGGCUUCACCGGGAACGGCACCAAGUGCGAGGAUGUGGACGAGUGCGCGGCCGUCGGCACGUGCCACAGAAGGGCGAUCUGUGCCAAUGUGCCAGGGGACUUCUCCUGCACGUGCCAGCCGGGUUUCAGGGGGGAUGGCUUCUCGUGCCAGGAUGUCAACGAGUGUGACCUCUCCAAUGCCACCUGUCCCUCCUUCUCCGAGUGUGUCAACUCCCCCGGAGCCUACGUCUGUUCCUGUCUGAAUGGGACAGUGGCGAGGAACCGGACCUGUGUGUCACCCAGCCCCAUGUGCUUUCCCACAUGCCACCCUCAUGGGCUGUGCCACCUCUCACCCGUCGGGUAUCAGUGUGUGUGUGACACAGGCUUCGAGGGGGAUGGGCUUACAUGCUCGGACAUAGAUGAAUGCCAGCAGAAAGUGUGCCCUCAGAAUGAUACAGACUGUGUGAAUAAACCAGGGUCCUACGCCUGUGUCUGCAAACCUGGCUACGAACAGAACGGCACCAUGUGUGUUGACGUGAACGAGUGUGAGACAGGAGAAGAUGAGUGCAGUGAGUUUGCCCAGUGUGUGAACACGGUGGGGGGUCACCUCUGCUUCUGUCUGAGUGGCUUCACGGGCAAUGGCAGGAACUGCUCUGAGAGUGAUCUUUACCCGUUUGGACCAGAGGUGGGAGACUGGGGAGUGAAGGUCGCCAUAGCAGAUGGGAACUCUCCCUACAUCACCCCGCCUAUUGGCUUCCCUUUCAUGGGCAAGCUGUAUGACAGGGUCUUUUUCUCAGAUAAUGGACUCAUCCAGUUCCAAAUGGCCUCCGAGAACGAGCAGCUCCUUCUGCCUGUCCCCUUCCCUGAGGGAUUUCGCGGCAACGAGAGCCGCUCCAUGCUGGCGGUAUUCUGGGACGAUGUUGACCUUACUCUAGGCAAAGGCAAGCUGCUCUACCAGGACUACAGUACACUGAAUAUGUCAGACAUCUACUCCCAGAUUGUUUUCAACCGCACAGCGGAAGACGUGAGCCUGUUUGAGGAGCAGAGAAACAGACCUGCCUACAUCCCUACCUGGAUCCUAAAGAUCACCUGGGAUCAUGUCAUGUCUGUGUCUUACCAGAAGAUCAAUGAUUCUGAGACCAACACCUUUCAGUGCAUCCUGACCACGGAUGGCGAGCGCUCCUUUGCCCUGCUGCGUUUCGGGGAGAUGCAGUGGGGUCCUGGACAGAGGCUGGUCCAAAGCGCUCUCACUGGCUACACAGACGGGGGGAAGCAAUUCCGCAACGAGGUCCCGUCCCCCCCAGACAACCUGUUCGGCCCGGGGGGGCGCUACAGACCCCAGACAGUGAUGGGCAACGUGGGCAAGCUAGGACAGCUGGUGUACGACUUGACGGGGCACAAGGGGAACAACAUGGACCCUAAGCUGAAGUGCCAGUUGUGGGCCCUGAAGGAGCCCGACCCGGCCCUGUGGAGCGCGAGGGUAUCGGCCUGCCCGUGUACCCGCUCGCAGGCUCAGGAGGACCUGGCGUUCGGGCCGGAGACGCUGCCCGAUCAGCUGACUGCCCAGGUGAGGCAGCUCCGGGAGCUGCGCUGGGGGGGCGUUGGGGGCCAAGUGUUCCAGUCGAUCCUGUCCAACCGCUACGGCUCCGGGAAGAGGUGCGUUUACGACCUCCAGGGGCCGCUGCAAGGCGGGUACAGCGAGAGAUACUUCACUGGGGCCUCUCCACAGACACACAUGGAUGAAGACCUGCUUCCGUUCCAGUGGUGUUGCAUCCAGUCCCCCCUCUGUCACCUCUACCUCGCCAAGAGACCCCUGGACCGUUGCCAGGGUUACGGCUGGCUCAGCCCCGACCGCAGCAUCCUAGCUAAGAAGGCAACAGAGGGCAUAGGCAUGGUGUACGGUACCCUCCACUUCAUCACCUUCGAUGGGACAGAGUACUCCUUCAAGGCCCUGGGGGAGUUUGUUUUGACACGAAUCUCCUCCAGCAAGGGCUCCAACAUCUUCACCCUGCAGGGGGAGACAGGUCUGCUGUACACCCAGGGACAAGCCAGACAGGUCCCCGCACUUGUGCGCUUGGCUGCCUUUCACCAGGGCAUCGGAAAGGUUGAGUGGAGAGUUGCACAGUCAGGAGAUGGGCUGAAGGUCCUGGUGGAUGAUGCGGAAGUCCCCGUCUCUAUUGGUGUAGUCCACAUGGGCGAGGAGGGCUUCGCCGUGCGAUGCAUCUCAGUCAGUCGCUGCGCUGCGGUGUAUGCGGGGGGUCUGCAUGUGGUGGUGUGGCUGGGGGUGGGGGGACAGCUGUCCGCCCUGGUGGAGGUUCCCCAGACCUUCUACAACCGCACCGUGGGCCUGAUGGGCCUGUGGAGCUCCAACCGCACGGACGACUUCCUCAUGUCCAACGGGAGGCUCCUCCCGUCGCCUGACAACAACCCACCGUCGGAGGCGAACCUGCGUGUGUUUGGGAUGUCCUGGGUCGUCCCCGUCCCAGAGAGCCUGCUGUUCUCCAUCCCUCCCCUGGUCCCGUUCCUGCCAGCCUCCACAGAGCAGGUGCUGGCAGUGAGCCCUGACAGGCUGAAGGAGCAGCGGAGAAGCUGCCAGGGCAGCAUGCAGUGUGUCCACGACACCCUGGCAUCGGACAACCCAGACCUGGGUCUGGAGAGCCUGCAGGCUGAGCAGCAGUACCACAACCUGGCUCUUGUGUUUGGGAACAUGCCACCCAUUGUGACAGAGCCCACCGUGAUCCGCUGCAAGGUCAACUCCACUGUCAACAUGAAGAUAGUCGCUCAAGAUGCCAACAGAGACCCUGUGUCCUUUUCCCUGCUCUUCCCCAGACCACCCCAAGCCUCUAUAGGGACUGGUGACGGCUACCUCACCUGGACUCCCCUCAACAUCCAGCCCGUGGUCCUCACCAUCCGGGUCAGCGACGGCAUGUUCAGCUCCUACUUCGCCCCCAUCCUGCAGGUGUGCAACUGCCUCAACGGAGGCACCUGCCAGUACAGUAGCAUCACAGAGAACCAUCUGUUUGGGAAAUACCAGGGCUUCAGUGGGAAGUUCUGUGGGGAUAUUGUGGAUGUGUGUCGAGGAAAUCCAUGUUUCCCAGGGGUGGAGUGCCUGUCCCAGCCUGGGCCUGAGCAGUUCACCUGUGGAGAAUGCCCCCCUCCCUCUGUCUACCAAGACAAACAAGGAUACAAAUGCUUUGUGAACGGUCAGUGA